AUGGAGAGUUCAUUGGUGCGUCUAUGCUUAGAGGCAGCUUGCAAGAGCGGAGACGCCGUGGAACGAUGGCGUCUUCAGCGGCGGAGCCUUGAACGGCUGCCUCCUCACCUUGCCGAUGCUCUCCUCUGUCACCUCCUUCGCCGGCGACUGCUUUUCCCUUCGUUACUCGAAGUAUUCAAACAUUCUGUAGAGAAAAUAGAUCUCCGAGGCGAAAGCUCCAUUAACGCAGAAUGGAUGGCUUAUAUUGGAGGCUUUGUUAAUUUAUAUUCGCUGAAUCUUUCAGAUUGCCUGAGAAUCAACAAUUCUACUCUCUGGCCUAUCACAGGAUUAACAAGUUUGACGGAGUUGAAUCUUUCAAGAUGUUCAAAGGUUACGGAUGCGGGUGUAAAGCACCUCCAGUCUGUUGCAAAUCUGGAAAAGUUGUGGAUUUCACAGACAGGAGUUACAGAAGCUGGAAUUUCUCUUCUUGCUUCACUUAAAAACUUGUCUCUUCUAGAUUUGGGUGGCUUACCUGUAACUGACCACAACUUGAGUUCUCUCCAGGCACUGGCAAAGCUAGAGUACCUCGAUAUCUGGGGGAGCAACGUAACCAACCAAGGAGCUGUUGGUAUUCUUAAAUUUUUAAACUUGAGCUUCCUCAAUCUCUCAUGGACCAGCGUCACACAUGCUCCAAACAUACCGUGUCUUGAAUGCUUACACAUGAGCAAGUGCGCUGUUCUCUCCAUAUCAAAAACUCACAGCUCCGCAUCAGCUUCCUUGAAAAAACUCGUUUUAUCCGGAGCUACUUUUAGUGCUGAAACCGAGGCCUUUUCCUUCACCAACAAUAGCUGUAUAACCUACUUAGACAUUUCCAAGACUUCCCUCCAAAACUUCGCCUUCUUAGAAACUAUGACGAAGCUGGAACAUCUUGAUCUUAGCUCUACAGCUUUCGGAGAUGAUUCUGUUGAGUUUAUAGCAUGUGUUGGUUAUACUCUGAGGAAUCUCAAUCUCUCGGAUACAAAAAUCAGUUCCACUGGGGUCGAGAUUCUUUCUGGACAUUUACCGCAGCUUGAGACAUUAUCUCUGUCCCAGACAUUUGUCGACGAUCUCUCCAUCUUAUAUAUCAGCACCAUGAUGCCUUGCGUGAAGUCCCUUGACUUGAGCAUGACCAGCAUCCGAGGAUUCAUCCAGGAACAAUCUCCACAGGAAGAGGAAGCAAAGCCGUCACUAGCAGCCUUACAAUCUCUAGCCUCCCUUAAAACACUGAGUCUAGAACAUCCGUACCUAAGCGACAUUGCUCUCUGCCCUCUAAGUAGCCUAUCUGGAUUAACACACUUGUCUCUUAAAAGCACGUCUCUCACAGAUGCCACUCUCCACCAUCUUGCCUCUCUGCCAAACCUAGUCAGCCUCGGCGUCCGAGAUGCAGUUUUGACCAACCAUGGUCUCGAGAAGUUUAGACCGCAGUUAAGCUUGAGAACACUCGAUCUCAAAGGCUGUUGGCUUCUAACCAAAGACGCUAUCGCUGGUCUCUGCAAAAGGCAUCCUGAUAUAAAAGUGAGGCAUGAGUUUGCGCAGGAAUCUUCUUCUCCCGACCAAAAUCAACCUCUUCCUCGGUCAUCUCCUCUGAAGAGUUCCGCAAAGAUAUCGAAGAGGAAGAACAACCGGAUGCCGGGGACUUCUGCUGUUGUUCCCAGGAGUUUCCUAGAUCAGAGGGUGAAGUAUAACAGGGAAGAGUUGGUUGCUCUACAAAAUUCGCCUUUAUCGCGAGUGCUUCCACGGGAAGGAGAACUUAUCAGUGUACCGGAGAUUGUAUCUGAUUUCGUGAUGCACACGGUAAUUCAAUGA
Molecule: messenger RNA, 1824 nt
Organism: Arabis nemorensis
Lineage: Eukaryota; Viridiplantae; Streptophyta; Magnoliopsida; Brassicales; Brassicaceae
Source: the annotation of a GenBank genome assembly